This is a messenger RNA of Postia placenta MAD-698-R-SB12, 441 nucleotides long. RefSeq lists its product as hypothetical. The transcript is spliced from 4 exons. The record is from RefSeq and is a predicted model, not a curated record. Lineage: Eukaryota; Fungi; Basidiomycota; Agaricomycetes; Polyporales; Adustoporiaceae. The coding region runs from base 1 to 441 and encodes 146 amino acids.
AUGCUGACGCGGCCCCGGGGGCCGGCUCAGGCUUUGGCGCAGGGUCUGGAGGGAGAUCUCCUCAUGCUUGACUUGGACCGGCGACAGUUUGGGGAAGGCGGGAGCUGGGGGAGACAGGGCGAGAGUGCCGCAAGGCAGAUCGAGAUGCAAGGGUGUCCAAUUGGGGCAGUCGAAGGCAUGAACUUGGCCUUGACAGGCAGUCACAAAGGAUGGGGGAAGGAUGGGGAGGAACAAGAGGUCAAAACUGAAGUCCCUAGGGCAGCAGAGGCCAGCUUAUAUACAGGGAAGGAUAAGGGCAGGCUAUGCGCACUGGUCCGUGCACAGCUGGUCCGUGCACAGCAUGCUGACGCGGCCCCGGGGGCCGGUGAGUCAGAGCAGCUGUGUCAGUGGAGCCCGAGCUGUGCCGCGCACUGCCACCCAUCUAAUCUAAUCGUACAGUAG